This is a messenger RNA of Alternaria burnsii, 834 nucleotides long. RefSeq lists its product as uncharacterized. The transcript has 2 exons. The coding region runs from base 1 to 834 and encodes 277 amino acids. NCBI's taxonomy places the organism in Eukaryota, Fungi, Ascomycota, Dothideomycetes, Pleosporales, Pleosporaceae. The record is from RefSeq and is a predicted model, not a curated record.
AUGGCGCCAGAGCUGGAAUCUCGAAAGAGCGAGGAUGGAAAGGAGACUAUCAGUGAAGAUUCAAUGUUUAUCGAUCCAUCUCCAACUGACAUGGAGAUGCAGGAUGCGUCACGAGAGGCUGCCUCACCUCUCAUUCAAGUGGCUGUACCAUUGGCUGGUUUCCAGAAACAUUCUCCGUCUUCCGAUACGCUCAGCCAUCCAUCUUCGCAUACCUUAAGUCAUGGAUCACCACCUGCUCAGAUACGCAUUUCACGUAGACUAUCUGUACCAAGUCGCUCUUCCUCUUCCUCGUCCUCGGCAGUGGACACUACAAAGCGUCCGUCAGACUAUAGCUCCGACGAUGAACAUGUUAGCUCACCGCCCGGCUACCAUGGAGUGCUCAGUGGUGGCGUACUGAUUCGUUUUUUGGAGGACUUGUCGCGUAGCUCUCGACGCGACCACUGGCAGAUCUGUACCUGGCUGGAAAACUUUGCUGCGCGCUUCGGUCGCUUCAACAACCUCGAUGGCCUCGUCGUGACGAACACACAGGACAUGCACAUGCACAUGCUUAUGCUAGCACACAAGUUGUGGCUCGAAACAAAAAGCAUACCAGCCGAUGGAGACAUCUUCUGGGUGCCGGGAUUAGAGCCAGCAGGAGAUGUCGAUCCGGACUGGGAAGCCAAGGCAAAGAAUAAUCUUCCCGAACUAUCUAGCUCACACAGCCAAAGGCAUUGGAUGGCAGGAGAAGCACAAUAUCUGCAUGGUGCCUCAACAGAGCGGCCUAGAAAGGGAAAUAUGGUUUGUGAGAGAUGGAUUGACGGCAUGGGGUGGGAGAGGGAGAUUUGGCAAGCAUGA